Messenger RNA from Symsagittifera roscoffensis, 974 nucleotides. RefSeq lists its product as uncharacterized. Gene Ontology annotation, molecular function: RNA binding; ribonuclease T2 activity. The coding region runs from base 156 to 836 and encodes 226 amino acids. The transcript has 5 exons. NCBI's taxonomy places the organism in Eukaryota, Metazoa, Xenacoelomorpha, Acoela, Convolutidae. The record is from RefSeq and is a predicted model, not a curated record.
UUUACUUUAGCUUCGAGUUAUUGACAACAGUUUGCUGUGAGCAUACUAGCUGUGAUGCUCAUAUCUGUACCACAAUACAUUCAUUAAUACAUUCUUGUAUAUCUGAGAAAUAGAAAACUAUUCGGAAGUUUUAUGAAUAAACGGAUACUGUAAAAAUGGCAUCUUGUCUAAUACAUUUUCUUCAAAUAUCUCUGAUUAUGUGGGUAUCGAAGGGCCAUGAAUAUGCCGAUAGCAACUGGGAGACGCUGGAAUUUAUUCUGCCGGAUGAGGGCGACACUCAUGGGGCAGGAAUUACUUGCUAUAAUGUCAGUGACUCGUUCUGUCUCCAUGGCUACUGGUUCAAUUCAGUGCAGAGCAAUCGGAUGUGUGUGCAGCCAGAUGACCUUGACACGUGGACUGCACUGAUUGAGGGGGUGUGGAUGAACUACAACUGGUUCUCAUUCGACUCCAGAUCAUUCGGCACCUGUUGUAACUCGCAAGUGCACGAGUACAUGAGUCAUGGCUGUAACUAUGGAGUGUCGCCGCAGGACUACUUCGACAAAGUCACCGACUUCUCCAACCAAAACAACGACAAGCAACUCAACCGAAUCAAGGCGCGCUACAACUCGACUUCUGAGUAUAACAUCAUAUCGGAGCUGGGUUUCGGAAAAGGAUCCCUUGUGAUGGAUGGGGUCAAGGACUAUCACGACUUCGUUCUUCCGCCCAAAUUGCAGAUGAUGGACACUAUUUUCACAUUUGACGACGUUCAGAACGAGCUCACUUAUGAUUGGUUCAAAAAGAGCAUUGUUUGCAAAGGUCAACCCUGGCUGUGCAAUGACGAGAAAAAGAUAAACUGACUCAAAAUACUCAAAAAAUAGAAAGCUGUAGUUUUUUAGUGUAUGGUAAUCAUAAAUUACACAGUUUGUGAUGAAAUAAGAUAAUUGAAUCAUACAAUUGAAAACAGUUUCGAAGUUUUUGCUUUUUGUUUAGUAUGG